Limulus polyphemus (Atlantic horseshoe crab) is the source of this 802-nucleotide messenger RNA. RefSeq names its product 40S ribosomal protein S5. Gene Ontology annotation, biological process: translation; ribosomal small subunit assembly. Lineage: Eukaryota; Metazoa; Arthropoda; Merostomata; Xiphosura; Limulidae. Gene Ontology annotation, molecular function: structural constituent of ribosome; rRNA binding; mRNA binding. The coding region runs from base 83 to 706 and encodes 207 amino acids. The record is from RefSeq and is a predicted model, not a curated record. Gene Ontology annotation, cellular component: ribosome; cytosolic small ribosomal subunit. The transcript has 5 exons.
AUGGCAGUACACUUUACUUUCAAAGCUGUGAACCCCGUUUGAGAUAAAGACUCUCUUUACUAGGCCAACGCGAACGGAUAAGAUGACAGAUACGUGGGAUGAACCUACUUCUGUUGCUGUAGUACAUGAACAGCCAGAAAUAAAGCUGUUUGGUAGAUGGAGCUCUAGUGAUGUACAAGUUAGUGACAUCAGUUUGACUGACUACAUUGCUGUUAAAGAAAAGUAUGCCAGAUACCUGCCGCAUUCCUCGGGUCGCUAUGCCAACAAACGAUUUCGUAAGGCUCAGUGUCCAAUUGUUGAGCGACUGACUAAUUCCAUGAUGAUGCAUGGACGUAACAAUGGCAAAAAGCUAAUGGCAGUACGAAUUGUUAAGCAUGCUUUUGAAAUAAUUCACCUACUAACUGGUGAGAAUCCCCUCCAAGUUGUGGUCAAUGCCAUCAUUAACAGUGGACCAAGAGAAGACUCCACUCGUAUUGGCCGAGCCGGAACAGUCAGGAGACAGGCUGUGGAUGUUUCUCCUCUCCGUCGUGUUAACCAAGCCAUUUGGUUACUCUGCACUGGAGCACGAGAAUCAUCCUUCCGAAACAUCAAGACCAUUGCUGAGUGCCUAGCUGAUGAACUUAUUAAUGCUGCAAGGGGUUCGUCCAACAGCUAUGCUAUCAAGAAAAAAGAUGAAUUGGAACGUGUGGCGAAGUCCAACCGUUAAGAUCUAGAUACAGUUGCUUUGUUAAAUUCAACUACCACAGGUCUUUGUAUCAUAACUUACUUGAAAUAAAUCUGUGGCUUGAAGUUCAAAAAAAAA